Bipolaris oryzae ATCC 44560 is the source of this 1452-nucleotide messenger RNA. RefSeq lists its product as uncharacterized. Gene Ontology annotation, molecular function: monooxygenase activity; heme binding; oxidoreductase activity, acting on paired donors, with incorporation or reduction of molecular oxygen. Bases 1 to 1452 code for a protein of 483 amino acids. The transcript is spliced from 4 exons. The record is from RefSeq and is a predicted model, not a curated record. Lineage: Eukaryota; Fungi; Ascomycota; Dothideomycetes; Pleosporales; Pleosporaceae.
AUGAGCGAAUGGGCGAAACGAUAUGGCAAUGUCUAUUCGUUGACCGUUGGCCCGAGCAACACUAUUGUGCUUAGCGGCCGACACGCUGUUAAACAAGUGCUGGACAAAAAGAGUGCUGUCUCAAGUGACCGGCCAACCAGUCUGCUUCGGCAGCAGCUUCUAACAGGGGGAGAUCACUUGCUGUGGAUGGAUGCGACGCCUCAAUGGCGCGGCUUGCGCAAGCUGAUUCAUGCCGAUUUGACGGAAGUCGUGUGCACUAGCAGGAACGCGCCGCUCCAGCAGGCCGAAGCUGUGCAGAUGCUGUACGAUAUGAUGCAAAGCUCGGCCGAUUGGAAGCGACAUAUCGAACGCUACACGAACAGCGUAGUCUUGUCCAUUAUUUACGGCAUUCGAUGGCCAGAUAUCAACAGUUCGUAUAUACUGCAAUUCGAGCAGCUAUUGCGUGACUGGACGGCGAUCAAUCAAAUCUGUGCCACUCCACCCAUCGACGUUUUUCCAGUCCUGAAUUGGGUAUCAGAGCGAUUCCUUGGCAAUUGGAAGUCCCGAGCGCGUGUUGUACAUGAUUCAAUGCGUGAAUUGUAUGAUGGAUUACACGAGGUGGUACUUCGAAGGAGAGAGCGCAUCGGCUCCAUCAACAGCAUCGUCGAUCGAAUCCUGGAUCAAAAUGAUAAAAGUGCCCUAACUUUCCAUGAGAUUUCCAACCAUGCGGGAGUAGCAAUCAAAGGUGGUUCCGAUACUUCGGCAACUGUGCUGUUCAACUUCGCCUUAGCAAUGGUUUUGCAUCCUGAUAUACAAAAGAAAGCACAGGCCGAGAUUGACCGUGAGGUUUCGUCUGAUCGCAUACCUAAUAUAUCAGAUGUCGGCCGCUUGUCCUAUGUGAUGUCUAUCAUCAAAGAAGUCCUGAGGUGGCGGCCGGUCGGGGGUAUUGGUAUUCCGCAUCAACUGUCCGAAGAUGUCUGGCUAGAUGACCAGCUGCUACCAAAGGGAUCGACAUUACUUCUCAACGCUUGGGCAAUACAUCAGGACGAGAAGCGGUACCCAAAUCCUGACAAGUUCGACCCGAAUCGAUUUCAAGGAUGGACAGCUUUCUCUGCAGAGUAUGCCAAUGUUGCGGACCCAGAGAAGCGCGAUCAUUACGCGUAUGGGAAUGGUCGACGAAUAUGCCCUGGCAUACAUCUUGCUGAACGCAGUCUCUUCUCCGUCGUAUCGAAGAUGCUCUGGGCGUUUGACAUUGAAUUCACAAACGAUCCCUCGACUGGCAAAUCCAUUAUACCAGACAGCAGCAUAACCACCGGCUACAAUAAAGGUUUGGUUUUGUGCGUGAAGGAUUUUCCUGUCGAGAUGAAGGUUCGAUCUACAGCCAAACGAAGUAUUGUCGAGGAAAGCUAUCAAGCAGCUUGCACAGAUAUCUUCGCCAAGUACGAUGUUCUGGGCACUAGUUCAACUUUUUAG